AGCUCCUAGAGCUCUCCAGAUGACGAAACGUACCUAGGUAGAUACCCCAAACCCCCCACCAAUCACCUCCUGCACCCAAAUAUUCCCACGCAUCCACUCACCGGCCAAGCUCCCCACCAACAGCCAAAACACUUCCGAGUCCAAUACCGAAGAACUAAAAAUACAGUGAUACUUCCGACCCUGCCAGAUCUCACCAACUGAUACUACCUCGCCCGUCCUAAUGCCGUGGGGCUGUAUAAUCUUACCACUGGCAAGCUGCCAUAACCGACCCUGUACCUACCCCACAAAGGCCGAGCCAGUCCGCCACGAUUGCCAUGCAACCAAAACAGCUCUGCCCCACCACCCUUAUGAAUCCACUAGCAAGCGAAGCUCGACUGAUUGAAGGUAUCAACUAAGCAUAGAAAUAGUAUUUCUUUGGAGAAGGAAGACACUAAGAUUUUUUUGAUACUAGAAGCUUCCAGUUGAGAUCUUUCAAGCUUUGAGCUCGAGUCCUUAUAUUCAUUCAUAAUUCUACAGUUUGGAUAUUCUCUGAAGAACACUCAACUCAGCUUUACCACAAAGAAACCUAGCACCAAAUACAACAAGCGAGACAAUCGAAUGGGCGAAGUCGAUACAACAAUGUCGACUGCUUCGGAAGAGAGCUAUGUCCUUCUCCCACGGGAACCUCUAACGGAUCCACGUGCAACAUUCCACUAUACGGAUUUACAACGUAGCAAGCCGACGAGAGAAAAUGAUCCUUAUGAGUAUAUGGCUGGAUUUGGGAAUCGAUUUCAGUCCGAAGUCAUUCCAGGAACUCUCCCAGCAGGUCAAAAUAACCCACAGGAAGUUCGAUUUGGACUUUACACAGAAGGCAUUACGUAUUCUGCCUUUGCAGCUCCAAGACAGGAGAAUAAGAGCACUUACAUGUACCGGAUUCGACCAGCUGCUGCACAUAAUGGCUACCAUUCAGUUCAAUCUCCCGCAACGAUAGAGAGCUGCUUCCUUUCUCUCAACCCCAAAAUCAAAACUCUCCCACAACAAGUAGAAUGGACGCCCUUCCCAAUCCCACCCCCCUCCCAACCAACAGACUUCAUCGACGGUCUGCACACCCUCUGCGGCUCCGGCGACCCCAACCUAAAAGAAGGCAUCGCCCUCCACAUCUACACCUUCAACACCAACAUGACCCGCCGCGCAUUCUGCAACACAGACGGCGACAUGUUGAUCUGUCCACAGCAGGGAAACCUCGACGUCCAAACAGAGAUGGGAAUGAUGUUCGUGCAGCCCGGCGAGAUAUUCGUUAUUCCCAGAGGUGUCCGGUUCUUGAUUCGUCUUGCCUCGUCAACGCCUGAAAAUGAAGGAGACAAAGAUGAGAACCCCGGAGCACGAGGAUACAUAACCGAGAUCUGGGGCUCAUCGUGGGAAUUACCUGACCUGGGACCGAUUGGUGGACAUGGACUUGCGAAUCCGAGGGAUUUUCUGGUGCCCGUUGCGCAUAUUGAUGAAUUGGAGGAGUUACAUGCUGAGUGGGAGGUGGUGUGUAAAUUGAAUGGGAAGUUGGAGGCGAUUGGGCAGGAUCAUAGCCCGUUUGAUUUGGUUGCUUGGCAUGGGAAUGUGGUGCCUUAUAAGUACGACCUCACGAAAUUCAGUUCCCAAAACAGCACCAGCAUCGACCACACCGACCCCUCAAUCAACACAGUCCUCACCGCCAAAUCCUCCUUCCCACACGUCCCCCUCUGCGACUUUCUCUGGUUCGGACCUCGCUGGGACGCCGCAGCAAACACCUUCCGCCUGCCGUACUUCCACCGGAACUCAGCGAGCGAGUUCCUCGCCUGUUUGUAUGGGAAUGGACUUGGUAGGAGUGACGACUUUAAGCCUGGUGGGGGGAGCUUUGAGGGGGGACAUACGCCGCAUGGCGGUAACAACGACGGCUACGUCAACGAAAUGAAAAUCCAAAAGAGCCAACCCCGUAAAAUCCUCGAAAACCAAAUGACAAUCAUGAUCGAAUCCUCCCGCACCUUCCUCUUCACCGAGUGGGCCCACACCGGCAGCGGAACAAUGCACCUCGAAGGCACCGACCCGCGAGCCUGGGAUAGACUCCCCGAUAAAUUCUCAUCUUACCCGGGCAUCAAAGACUUGCUUCAGAGAGUCAAAGAUGAUAAGGCUGCGGCGAGGGAGAGGUUGGAGUAUUACCAUGAUGCGAAGAUUGGGAGGUUUGUUUGAGGGGGUGAGACGAUGGGAGAUCUAGAGGUGUGAGGAGUGCGUUGGUGAGAGGCAGGCGACGAAGACCUAGCUGGAGUCGAGUGAGGUGUUGGUUGGUGGUCACGGUCCUGACAUGUUGUGCAUUUCUUCUUAUUCCAAGUUUUUUGUUCUGUUCUCCUCAUACUCUCUCUACCACCUUUACAUGUUCUCCCUUUCAUUUAGUUCCAUCUAAUCUGAUCUGUUUUGCUCCUCUGUUAUGUUCGUAGUCGUCGUUGAUCUGAAGGAGACGCGAAAUUGAUAGCUUGAUGACCUGAUAUCUAUCUACAAGCUGCAUCUCAGUCACUUAGUUUCAUGUUCUAGCUUCUUGUUUUUUUCUUCUUUUUUUUUUAGCUAUCACCUGCUGUUUGUUGUUUCCAUGCCGCCUAUUCCCUCGUUCAUCUUCUCGCACCUACUCACUCACGCAGAUCACGAUGUAGCUAAAUUACAUACCCUUCUCAACUACAGAA
Messenger RNA from Cadophora gregata, 2684 nucleotides. RefSeq lists its product as uncharacterized. Gene Ontology annotation, molecular function: homogentisate 1,2-dioxygenase activity. Lineage: Eukaryota; Fungi; Ascomycota; Leotiomycetes; Helotiales; Ploettnerulaceae. The transcript is spliced from 7 exons. Gene Ontology annotation, biological process: L-phenylalanine catabolic process. The record is from RefSeq and is a predicted model, not a curated record. Gene Ontology annotation, cellular component: cytoplasm. Bases 598 to 2199 code for a protein of 533 amino acids.